GGGACAGAACGGACAGGACGGCAGCGAGGGAGGCAGCAUGGGGCUGGAGCUGUACCUCGAUCUGCUCUCGCAGCCUUGCCGGGCGGUUUUCCUCUUCGCCCGGUGCAACAACAUCCCGUUCGAGUUCAAACGGGUGGAGCUGAUGAAGGGGCAGCAUAGGACCGAGGAGUUCAGGAAGGUGAACAUGCUGAUGAAAGUGCCUGCACUGAAGGAUGGUUCCUUCACCUUGGCAGAGAGCGUUGCCAUCCUCAUGUACCUGGCCCGGAAAUUCAAGACUCCCGAUCACUGGUAUCCCUCUGACCUGCAGAAACAGGCCAGAGUUGAUGAGUUCCUGUCAUGGCAGCAGGCCAACAUUCGUGGGAAGGCGAGCAAGGUGUUCCUUUGUAAGGUGCUGAUUCCUCUCCUUGCAGGCCAGCCACUGCCUUCAGAGAAGUUGGAAAGUGCUACUGAGGAGCUGAACGUUGUCCUGAAUCAGUUUGAGGAGAAGUUCUUGCAGGGCAAGCCCUUCAUUGCGGGCAGUGAGAUCUCCUUGGCAGACCUCGUGGCCGUGGCGGAGCUCAUGCAGCCUGUUGCUUCUGGCCACAACUUCUUUGAGGAGAGGCCCCAGUUGGCGGAGUGGCGCAGGAGGGUGGAAGAAGCCGUGGGGAAGCAGCUCUUCCAGGAAGCACACGAAGAGAUCCUGAAUGCCAAGAAUGUGCCCGCUGAGAAAAUGGCACCUGAGCUGCGGGAGCACUUAAAGCAACAGCUCUUAAAGCAAAUCAAUUAGAACAAAGGGUGUCACACUCCAAUUAAAAUGAAUUAUUUUGUGUAAGCUUUUAGUAAAAUUUCAAUAUUUCCUCCAGUAAUAGUACAAAAAACUGCAUUCCAGAAAAUGCGCUUCAAUUACAGUCUUUUUGCAACUUAGAAGGGAAGAAAACUACAUCUUGGACUGCAGGCAGGCAGCCCUUGGCUGCUUCCCCUGCCCAGAGGGUAAGGGAGCUCCUGGCCACUAGAGGCUGCUGUGUUACAGAUCAGAGCAAAGGGACCCUCGGAGCGAGGGAGCUGUGCGAGUUUUCGAGUGAGGUCUGAGAAGGAUAGGGUGAAGCCCAUGAACGAAGAUCCUCAACAACAGCCUUAUGCCAUCGUUUACAUAGCUUAUGCACAGUUGAGAAAAGCUGGUUUUCUAGCUGAAAUCACUGCCAACCACGUGGGAGCCUUCCUCAAACCACAUCGGUGCUCCAUCCCUUCCUCAGACAGCUCUAUGGAAUGCAUUUAAACCAGGUUCCCCGCUGCUGAAUGCUGCUGUGGCUGUGGCUGUACUGGGGGCAGAGGGGGCUUGGUGGCCAGCCCCAGGGCAAGUGCACUGCUUAGCAAGCAAGCUAACUAAUGCUGAAAUAAUGUUCAUGUUCCACUACUCUUCUGUCAUGACAUAUUCUCCAGUAAAGUUAAUUGUUACACUUGCA
Molecule: messenger RNA, 1442 nt
Organism: Lagopus leucura (white-tailed ptarmigan)
Lineage: Eukaryota; Metazoa; Chordata; Aves; Galliformes; Phasianidae
Product: glutathione S-transferase theta-1-like
Exons: 5
Coding region: 38-766 (242 amino acids)
Biological process (GO): glutathione metabolic process
Cellular component (GO): cytoplasm
Molecular function (GO): glutathione transferase activity
Source: RefSeq, a predicted model, not a curated record